CAACGUGAGUCUCCAACGGCGAACGUCUGCCGGUUGAAAACGCGAUUUUUCCAAAAUUUUAAUCAUGAGGCAAAAUCGGUAACGAAAAAUCGGAAUUUUUUUUUUAAAAAGGGAGACAAAGGGACAGUUAAGAAAAAAAUAAGGAAAUUUUUUUUUUUGAGUUAAAAGUGUGCAUACAAGGGUGGACCUUGAUGGUGUGGUGGUUCGCUGGGUGGGGAGAAAGUCGGGGGUGCUAGUGCAAAUGGUGGGGGUGGUCAAAGCGCGCGCAGAAACUCCCUACCCUUAAUUCUCUCGUAUAAGGGAUAGAUAAAAAAAAGUGUGUGAGAGAGAGAGAUUGAAGGAUAGAGGAGAAAAGGAGGUGGUGGGGGGCGUCGCGACGUCAGGCCCAGAGCUGGUCCGUCCGUCGUCCGGCCGACUCGGGAAGAUCGGAACCGCGAAUUUCGCGAGAUCUCUAUAGACACGCGAAUAUAUAGAAGCAUACACAUCGUUCGCGUCGUCGUCGCGCACACAUGCGACACGGACAAAAGACAACAAAUGUCCAACACGUACGCACACAUGCAACCACUCUCAUCGGACAGUGCCGUCGCGCGUACAAUCUUUGUCGCAUCGUCCGAUCGUGAUGAUAGAUCAUCAUGGAGAUGUGUAAUGAGGAAUUAAAAUACAAAUCAAGAAGGGGAGUAUAGUGCGAUCCUAGUGAUUGAUUCUCCCAAAAAUAAAAAGAAUCAAUCGAGAGAAGGAAAAAAGGAACAAAAAAAAAAAGGGUUAUCUCUAUGGAUUACGGAUUGAGUUGACCUGCAAAAGUUGUCCUCUAAACACGAGGACUAUCAGUUGUUAGUGCCAAAAUUUUUUUUUUGGAAAAGCCAAUCGAAGUAUGGAAGAAAAAUCGCGAAAAAUGUGUAUUUUUCCUAAAAUCUUGGAUAUACUCCGAAAAAGUGUAAAUGGUGUCUGACUUAUUUUUACAAGAAAUCAAAAGUUUCGAAUAAAUUAACAUCAUUUUCGUGAUAGUGUGAGACUUGAGGAUUUUUAUUUGUGCGUGAAGUUUAUAUUUUGAAAGGGACUUUUUUUUUUUGAAGAAAAGGCAUUUUAAUUUUGUUUUUUUUUUAAAUCAACUAUUGUCGUACCGACGGCACGAAUUUAGGUGGACGCGCCGAUCGGGAUAGGAGUGUCUAAUAAUAAUCAAGAGGGCAAAGAGGGAUGACACGGAGAAAGCAGGCUCGACCCAAUCGUGCCCACCUCGAGGACGAUUUUGUCCAGGGAUCUCUGGAGAUUUUUCCCCUGAGAACAUUCGAAAAUGAUACCCGAGAAGAAAAUGACUCAGCUUCGGAAGAUGAGGAAAGUGGAGGAGGAGGAGCGAUUGGCGAUGAGGCCGUUGAUCUUACGGCAACACGAUCCCAUCAUGGAGAUGAGGAUGAAAAGGACCCAGAAGAAUUACCAGUGGAGGAGGACGAGGAUGAAGGUGUUGAUGAACAGGAGGAGCAAGAUGAAGAUGAAGAAGGUUCCCGUAAACAAAUGCGUCAUCGUCAGGACGCGGAGAAUAAUAACAGCUUUGUUGAGGGUGGUCCAGCUGGAGGAAUAUUCCCACCAGCCGGUACUAGUCACGUCACCCUUGGAGCCCUUGAAAACACAAAGGUGGCAGUCGCUCAAUUUGCAGCAACAACUCCGGCGGGUGCUGGAGACGGCGAGGCAGUUUUACAAGAUUACGCUCUUUUAAAGAACACACUUUAUACCCUUCAACAUCAGCACGUUUUUCAACUUCAGCUGAUCAAUCAGUUAACUCAACAGCUAUCGGGAUCACAAACUGGUGCACAAAAUGUUGGAGAAUCAACUGCGUCAGACAGCAAAGAAACAUCACCGUCUCCAGUUAUAAAUCCUAAAUCUCAUUCAGUCCUCACAUCUCCCCCUCCUUCCAGACCACCCAGUCAUCAACAAUCAUCUCCCUCGCCUCACACUCCUAAUUUACCACAGGAACGGCCAGCUCCUGCAAACAGUGCUUCACCUGUCGGUGUAAUACUUCCCUCAACAACUGACACCACGCCAAUAACAACGUCCUGCAAUCAAACAAUGAGUCAUCAAAUGCCACCUCUCUGUUCAAUUAGUUCAUCAUUAGCGGCGUCAAUCAUCACAAACAAUGAUCCACCAUCUCUUAAUGAACCAAAUACCCUCGAGAUGCUUCAGAAGCGUGCACAAGAAGUACUCGACAAUGCAAGCCAAGGUCUUUUAGCGAACAAUCUUGCCGAUGAACUCGCCUUCAGAGGUAGUAAAGGUUCAAGACUAUCUCCCUAUGAUUCAAAAUCAGGUGGCGGUCGUGGUGAACCAUUCUUCAAACAUCGAUGUCGUUACUGUGGCAAGGUCUUUGGCAGCGACUCCGCCCUCCAGAUCCACAUACGGUCACACACAGGUGAGCGUCCCUUUAAGUGCAACGUCUGCGGAAGCCGAUUCACCACCAAAGGAAACUUGAAGGUCCACUUCCAAAGGCACACGGCCAAGUUUCCACACAUUAAAAUGAAUCCAAAUCCCAUUCCCGAACACCUUGACAAAUAUCAUCCACCUCUCCUUCAACAGCUCGCAAAUUCCGGACAAAGACCAUUACCCUCACCACCUCCACCCCCUCAUCAUCCUCCUUUUCAUCCCGCAGCAGCACACGGUUUUCUUCCACCACAACCUCCCUUACCUCUUAGUUUAACCAUGCCCGGUAUGUCGCCCAUUUAUCGACCUCCUCUUGUCAAUCAUCGAGAUGAUCAAGAUGUCCCUGAGAACCUCAGCAAGCCUAUAACAACGGCACGUGCAAUUUCUCCUCAUUCACCUAACACUCAAAAUUCUCAUAAUUCCUUUCUCGAUCAUCAACUUCCACCAAAACCACAAUUCGAACAGAGGGAGGAAAUAAAAAUGGAACAACCAUUACUGGAAUCAUUUCAGCAACAACCGUCCAGUCAAGAUAGUGGAGAACAAAUAACACCAAAACGAGAGCCAGAAGACGCUGACGAGCAACCUGAAGAUGAUGUCGAAGAAUUUGACGAAUCUAGAAAAUUUAUUAAUUCCUCACCAUCGUCAGCAAAUCCACCUUCCCAUUCUCAUCAAUACGAAGACUGUAGUAUGGAUAGUAAAAUUAGUGGGAGAUUGGAAGGUGAUGUUGACAUGGACGAGGAAAUGGAGGAACAACCUGAAAAUCUUUCAGGAAGAGGUCCCGGUAAUCUUUUAUCACAACAACCAUUUGCAUAUCCCGGUGCAUCACCAGCAAGUAGUAGUGCAAGUAGUGGAAGUCUUCAAACAUCAUUCGCCGGAAUUAUAUUCACUGGACCACCACCACCACCACAUCAACAAUUACCUCAUCAAAUUUCAACAACAACCCCAACAGGUUCCGUCAAUGAUAUGAUUAUUGAUCCAGCAAGAGAUCCAGCAAUUUAUUCAAGUCUUCUCCCCCGACCUGGAAGUAAUGAUAACUCCUGGGAAAGUUUAAUCGAAAUAACAAAAUCCUCCGAAACAAUGAAACUUCAACAAUUAGUCGAUAAUAUUGAACAUAAAUUAACUGAUCCCAAUGAAUGUGCAAUUUGUCAUCGAGUUCUCUCAUGCAAAAGUGCUCUUCAAAUGCACUAUAGAACACACACAGGUGAACGGCCGUUCAAGUGUAAAAUUUGCGGACGAGCCUUUACAACAAAAGGUAAUCUCAAGACUCACAUGGGUGUUCAUCGUGCAAAACCACCGCUACGUGUAUUACAUCAGUGUCCCGUUUGUCAUAAAAAAUUCACAAAUGCACUUGUUCUUCAACAACACAUACGAUUACAUACCGGUGAACCUACAGAUUUAACACCAGAACAAAUUCAAGCCGCCGAAGUUAAUGAAUAUCCUGGUUAUCCUCAUAAUCCUUUAGCAUCAUUUUUACCACAAGGAUUUCCACCUCUUCAUCCAGGUGGGCCAGGAUUUUUAGCCUUUCCACCACCUCGACAUACAAUGGAAAGGCAAUCACAGGAGAGCGAUGAAACAAAAGACUUACAUCAAAGAUUUCAAGACGAGCAUAUAGACGAUAUGGAAGAUCCCGAUGAUGAAGACGAUGAUAGGCGUGAUGAUGAUGAAAGGUGCGCGGAAUCACGAGAAAGGCGAUGCAUCGAUGAAGAAGAAGAUGAACAUGAAGAAGAACACGAGGAACCUGAACAAAAGGAAAUACCAAUAAUUCCUUCGUUUUCAACAUCAUUAGCGGCACUUGAAAAUCAAGUUAGAACAAUAACAACAAUGGCUCAGGGACAAAUGAAUUCUGUUAGAUCACCACCACCACCGCCACAACCACAAAUUCAUCGAUACAAUGGCAGUGAAAAAAGUAACAGUCCACCUGGUAUUGGAGCACCAUUAGAUUUAACACCAAGAGCUUCAUCAACGCCAGCGUCUGUAGCUUCAGCAACGACACCACCUCCACCACUACCACCACCACCACCACUAUCAUCACUUCAAACCACACCACAUCAUCCUCAUCCAUUCGGAAUGUUUGCAGGACUUUUACAGGCGGUGUCAUCAUCGCCAUCAAUGAAUACCAUGGGAACAAGCAUAAAUAGUGUUUCACCUAUGAAUGCAGUCAGUCCUGGCAGUGGUGGUGGCGGACCUUUAGCCUCCUUAACAACGUCAGCCGUUUUGGCAGCGACCUCGACUUACAAUCCGCUUGGCCUAGCUGUCGGAGGGCCAGCAGUACGUGGCAACACUACGUGUAAUAUCUGCUACAAGACAUUUGCGUGUAACUCUGCAUUGGAAAUUCAUUACCGGAGCCACACGAAGGAACGACCUUUCAAGUGUACCAUCUGCGAUCGAGGAUUCUCAACCAAGAGUGACGGAACAGUGAUAGAAUCAUGCUCAUGCACUGAGCAGGAAAAUGGAUUAUCCACAAGAACAUCAACUACCGUUAAAUCCGAACUUCCAUACCAAACGUUAUCAGCACAACCGCCAUCGAUAGUAUCGACCAAAUCACGAGAGAAGCCAAAACGCAGGAGACGGAGGCCCGAGGAUCGUAAGAAUCGGGGGCGGACUGGGACUGGAGAGGGGCGGGGACUGACGUCUACCUAUGCUGCAAUCUAUGGGGACGUACGCCUGCCCCCACUGAUGCCCCCCGCCCUCGGACUUCUAACCUCGGACCCCGUAUUCCUGGGCAACAUGAAGCAACACAUGCUAACUCACAAAAUCCGGGACAUGCCUCCUCAUCUAUUUAGUGAUUCCAAGCCACCAACUCAACAGCAUCAACAACAACAACAACAACCACCACCACUACCACCACCACCAUCAUCACUUCAAGAACAAGAAAGUUCAACAAGUCCAAUGUGUACUGACGAGUCUAGUUUGCCUCCACCACCACCUCCGCCUCCUCCACCUCCACCACCAAUGCCACCAACAACAGUUGAGUCCAUAGUUCCAGUAAAGAGAUCGCACACUGAAACUGAACUAUCAGCUCCAAAAAGGCCACACAGCAUGUCCAGCAAGCAUUUGUGCCAGGUUUGCAAUAAGAAUUUCUCCUCAUCAUCGGCUCUACAAAUUCACAUGAGGACGCACACUGGUGACAAACCAUUUAGAUGCACCGUCUGCCAAAAGGCCUUCACCACCAAGGGCAAUCUUAAGGUUCAUAUGGGCACGCAUAUGUGGACCAACGGAACCUCCAGACGAGGACGACGAAUGUCACUAGAUCUUCCUCCCCUACCCAUCACGCCCAAGGACUCGGAGUUUCUUCAACGAAGGCCGGAUCUCUUCUAUCCUUACCUACCCACGCCAUUCCUUAACGGAGUUCAACAAAAGCUGAACGAGAUUUCGGUGAUUCAAGGAAGCAAUGGUAUGCCAGUUCAUCCAGUUAAUGCAAGUAAAUACGCUGGUAUUUUUGGUUCAGUAUACAGCGGUGGUUUUCCACUUGAAAAACAACCAAUGACACCAAGUAACGGUCCAUUAUUGGGUGAUACAAAAUCAGCAUUAGCCUCUGGAUCAAUGUUAUUUCAAACACCAUCACCAGCCCAUUCACCUGGUGCUCCAUCAUCAAAUACUGGUAAUCAAAAUUCAGCAAGUAUGCCAGCAUGGAGUGGUGAACCUCUACAGCAUCACUAUGAACGUGAUACACCAUCAAGAACUGAGAGCAAUGCAACACCACCAUCAGCACGUUUACCACCUCCACCUGCACCAAGAGGGGAAGGUCUAGCCGCAUGAAAAUUUUGCAUUUCCGUUCCUCGCUACAUACCCUCAAAAAUUUGUUCCCGCUGAUUUUCUCUUUUUUUUUGAGAAAAAAAAAAUAAGAUUCGUGAUUCCUUGUCUAUCUCCGUCCUGCUAGGAAUGUGAAAAUGAAAAUUCCGGAACUGAUCAGGGACUUUAAAUCACGCAUUUUAAAUAUCAGUUUAAGUGUUUUAAAAAAAGGUGUUUCCGCAUUUUCCCCCCGCACUAAAAGGAACGCCAAAUUGUUCCACAUAUAUACAUAUAGUCUUCCUUAAAUAAUCUAUUAACGAAAAUUGCUAUACUCGAGGCUAGUUUCAAGAGACAUAUCCCCCCCGAACGGUUUUUGCAGCUGAAAGAAGACGUCAUGUUCCUAUUAUCACACUAGUCUUAACAUGUAAAAUAAUAAAAAAAAAAAACGAUCUUUCGAGAAAAGGAUCUGGGAUUGUUUCGAAAUUAUAUAAAUAAAAAUUCAGUCAAAUUGAUUGAAUUCAUAAUAAACGAUUGUCAAUCCGUUCGAUACUGGAGGCGAUUUGCGGCGCCUAGACUGAGCUCUCUGUUUAUAUUAACUUUUUAGACAGUUAAAGCCACAAGACAUGUGGUGCCGUGCUUAGUAAUUUUUUUUUUCUUUCGUUCAGCCUCCGUAUCAGGACCGUCCAAAAUCGCGAAAAGUGAUGGUCUCGCUUAGGAUUCUAGUUGUCAAACAACAUAUGAUGCAUAUAUAGUGCAUAUAUAAAUACAUGUGCAUAUGGAAAUAUAUAUAAUAAUAAUAAUUGUAUACAGAAUGACCAUAUAAAAUGAAUUUUUUUUUUUUGAAUAUAAAAUUCGAAUAUAUACAACUAAUAUGGUGAUUCUGUAUACCAAGAGCAAAUGUCUUGUAUACAAUUUCGAAAAAAAAAGAAUGUGUGUGUGUGAGAGAGAGAGAAAGAAUAAAUGAAUGAAUUUGUACGCAGAAGAAAGAGAGAAUAUUAUUUCUAAUAGAAAUUUAAUGUAGACGCGGGCCCGGCAGCGCCCCUCGCUGUGAUAUGAGAGGAGCAGCCUGCAAUCACUAAACCAAUGUACUUAUUUCCUGUAUCAUAGUAUUAUAUAUUAUAUUAUAUUAAUAAAUUAAUUAUUAUUAUAUUAUUAUUGUGCGUGAUGUAACGCGACAUUUUUCGUACAUACACACACACAAACACAUCAACGUAAAUUUACGUACAGACUCAGUUUGAUUGGAAGGAGUUUUUUUUAGAACUCAAUUUCAAAAAGUCUAAUAUGUUUUAAGUUCUAAGUCUAUGCUUUAAAUUUUAUGCCUUAAGGCCAGGUCCAAGUCGAGUCAGCUGUUCCUUUGAAGUUUCAAUGGAACAGCUGACAUGACUUGGACCUGGCCUUAAAUAUUAAGUUAAAACAUGAUACUUAAGGCAUAGUUUUAAUAUAUACUUAAAGCAUAUAAUAAUUAAGACUUAAAGUCUUAAGUCUUAUGCUUUAAGUAUUAAGUCUUAUAUGCUUUAAUUUUUAAGUCUUAUUAAAUCAUAAGGUUUAGUCUUAAAACAUAAGACUUAAUGUCUUAAAUCUUGUGCCUUAAGUAUUAAGUCAACAAUGCUUAAGGCAUAUUUAAAUAUUAAGUUAAGGCAUUAUAAGACUUAAGAACCUUGACACCUAACCUUAGAACUUAAGGCAGAAAUUCUUAAAUCUUAUGUAUUAAGUUCUAAGUCACACUCUCUAAAUCUGAAUUAGUCACUUUUAACUAAUGCGCAGAUUCGAUCAUUAAAUAAAUUAGUAACUUUUUUGACUAAUUUUUAGUCAAAUAUGACUAGUUGGUAGUAGAAAACUACUAAUUCCACUAAUUUUCAGUCAAAAAUGACUAAUUAGUAGUAGAAAACUACUAAUUCUACUAAUUUUCAGUCAAAAAUGACUAAUUGUUAGUAGACAACUACUAAUUCAAUUAGUAAGGUUACUGCUUCAAUUAGUAAACUUGAAUAAAUGAAUUAGUAGUUUUCUACCAUUAAUUAGUCUUUUUUAACUAAAAAUUAGUAGAAUUUGUAGUUUUCUACUAUCAAUUAGUCAAUUUUUGACUAAAAAUUAGAAGAAUUAGUAGUUUUCUACUAUAAAUUAGUCAUUUUUAACUAAAAAUUAGUCAAAACGGUUACUAAUUCAUUUAAUGAACGAAUCGGCGCAUUAGUUGGUAGUAGAAAACUACUAAUUCUACUAAUUUUCAGUCAAAAAUGACUAAUUGGUAGUAGAAAACUACUAAUUCUACUAAUUUUUAGUCAAAAAUGACUAAUUGUUAGUAGAAAACUACUAAUUCAAUUAGUAAGGUUGCUGCUUCAAUUAGUAAACUUGAAUAAAUUAAUUAGUAGUUUUCUACCAUUAAUUAAUUAUUUUUAACUAAAAAUUAGUAGAAUUAGUCCUUUUCUACUAUCAAUUAGUCAUUUUUAACUAAAAAUUAGUCAAAACGGUUAGUAAUUCAUCUAAUGAACGAAUCGGCGCAUUAGUCAAAAGUAACUAAUUCAGAUUUAGAGACUAUGCUUUGAAUCUUAUGCCUUAAGUAUUAAGUUAAAACAUAAUACUUAAGGCAUACUUUUAAUACUUAAAGCAUAAUACCUAUGGCUCAAAGUCUUAAGUCUUAUGUUUUAAAUAUUCAGUCAAUAAUGCUUGAGGCAAAAUACUUAGAAAUGCCUUAAGUAUUAAGUCAAGGCAUAAAACUUAAAACAUAAAAUUUUAAAUUCUAUACACGGAAAAGAAUCUUUUUCUGCAACAGCGAUAUGUUUCUCUAGAAUAGCAAAAACUUUCUCUGUUUUAAUGAAACAUAUCUUUAUUCCAGUGAAAUUUUUCGUUCUUCCAGGUGAAGAUUUUUUUUCCGUGUAUACAUUAAGUAAAGGUAUAUAAAGUCCUAUAAUCUUAUGCAUUCACAGAAAAUUAAAAGGCAUUAAAAUAAGUUGCAACGCUUAUUAUUUUAAUCCAAUUUUGCUUAUUUUAAUACCAAAAUGUAUUAAAAUAAGCCAAAUUGGAUUAAAAUAAUAUGCGUUGCAGCUUAUUUUAAUGCCUUUCAAUUUUCUGUGUUGAGUACUAAGUCAAAUAGUGCUUAAGGUAUAAAAAAAAGGUUACAACAUUUAAGACUUAAAGUCAUUAUUCUAUUUAUUUAUAUAUAUUUUUAUUUUUAAAUCUCAACACUCUACUACCAAUCAUUCUUGAGUAUGUUAUGUUAAUUUAUAGUUGCGUACGAAUGUUGAUUCAAGUCUGAUGAAUUAUUUUUGAGGCUUUUUCCUUAUUAUAAUUUUGCCUGUGCCUAGUAUACGAACUUAACCGACCAAUGAACCAGUGAUUCAGUUUAAGAAAAAUCAUACAUAUAGUGAUAAACUUUUGUUAGAAAAUUUAAGUACGAAACGUAUGCGUACUACUUUUAAAUCCACCCUCAGUUUUUUUUUUUAAGAUACUUUUUUGGUUGCAUAAUGUCACCAAUAUAUAUGUAUACAUCAUUUAUGAGUGUGUGGCUAUAAUCUGUUUUGCAUUCCCUUUUAAAAUAUCAAAAUUUUCUAUAUCGCGAGUGAAUAUACAAAAAAAUAAAGAGACUGAAAACAAAUCUUUUACAUAUAAAUAUAUAUAAUAUCAAAUCAUAUAUUUCGGAAAUAGAAAACAAUGAUUCCAUAUAUUUGUAACUCGCGGUAAGAGAAACUUGCAUUUCCUAUAUAAUUGCCUAUGUGUAUUUCGUUUAAAAGGGGACAUAUUUUUUGUCAGAGAAUGAAAAAAAAAAAAAAUACUCAAAGUAUUCGAUAAAAAUAGAAAAAAAAAAUGAGGCACGGACACAAUUAGUUAGAAAGGAUAAUGUAAAAGUGAAAUUUAUUAAUUAGUCAUUAUUUAUUGAGCUUAUUUAAAAAAAAAAAGUCAAUCGUAUUAAUUUUUUCGAGCAUUUACGAUAUCAUGUGAUUUACGCGAUACCAAAAAAAAAAAAUUAAAAUUAAUGAAAUACAUGUUCCAUUACCGUGGUAGGAAUCUUGAUUUCAGAUAUAUAGCAUAAUGUGUUAAUAAAUUUUUUUUUUAUAUCGUUUGUUAAUUUUACUUCAAAAUUAGGUUAUAACACUCGCGGUCCCAGUUUCGGUUUCCUUCUUCAGUAUGCGCAAUGUUUGUGUAUUCUGCUCUACAUGCAGAGAUAUAUCUAACACUGUUUAUAUUAAAAAAAAAAAAAAAAAAAAAUGAAAAAAAAAUGUAAAAACACUAUCCACGUGUGACUGGAAGCAUGCAGUUCGGCUUGCAAGGCGAAUUUAGUAUUUUAAAACUUCCUGUGUUAAGAUUACGAAAUGCAGACAAAUUUUUUUUUUAUAUAUUUUCAUUUUAACGAAACAAAAAAUAAUUCUUAAUCCCAGAUCGCCUUUCAAGUUGAGUUUUGGGCAUAAUAUAUGUACGACACGAAAGCAUAUCGACAUUUUUGUAUUUAAAAAAAAAAAAAAAAAAUCCAAAAUAUAUUUAUACGUUGGUAUAAUUGUAAACGAAUUCCGAGACAUAAAACAUGUAGCUUAGUAAUCACUGUCAAAUGUACAAUAUCCAUUAAUCACAUGCAAAAGAACAUCAAAAGAAAAACCAUUUUUUUUUUUUGAAGUAAAUAUAUAUAUUGUAGUCGAAAAUCUUAUAUAGAACGAAAAAAAAAAAACAUCACUAUGGGUUGGUAUAGAGAAAUUUUUUUGUUUUUCAAAACCAAAAUUCGUUUUAAUUUUUUUGAUCAAAAAAAAAAAAGAAAGGUUUUGAAGAAAAAGGACAUUCCAAAAAUUGUGGACUGAAUUCUACUUUGAUGCCUAUUCGAUAAGAGAAAAUUGUAUAAAAAAUGAAAACGAUAGUAACAAAACAGUGCAAAAAAAUCAACUCAAGUGCAAAAAGCUAUCAAUUUCAAAACUCUCAUUGUCGAAAAGGCCUCGGAAUGUGCUUAUAUAGUCAUGAUCUCACGAAUAAGAAAGUUCCUCAAUAAUUCGCGACUAAUUAUUGAGGAUUAAUUUUAACGAAUUUAUCGCAGAGAGAAAAAAAAACUUCAAUAUGUAUCACAGCUAUCAUUAUAAACUUGCAAAAAAAACGCUCAUUUUUAAAAAUAAUAAUAGAAUAUCCUUCUGCAAAAUCAAAUCUGAAUUUUCUUAAGAAAAAAUAGAAAAAAAAAAAAUUACGAAAUGAUGAAUAGGAGAGAAUUCUCGAUAUGUACAUGCGGAGCAAAUUAAAAGGCAGAUAGCUAUAUAUAUAUAUAUACAAUACACAUAUAAAUAUAUAUAUAUUGUAAAUAGAAAAAAAUAUACAUAUUGAAAACGUGUGCGCAAACAUAAGAAGUUGAUUAAAGAACCUUUAUUGACCGUCUUCGAGGCAAUAUAUAUAUAUAUAUAGUCGAUAUGUACACGUUAAUGCAAGUAAACCUACCAAGAUUUACACGAUAAGUAGCAUUAUUGUAACAUGUACGUACUAUGUACAACGCAAGAUUAUGUUAGUGGGUCCGCGCGCAUUUGAUCAUGCAGCCUGAUUUAAUUAGGUUUUUUUGAUCUCGCGAUUUAUCAUAUAUAUAUAUAUAUAUAAUAUGCAGUACAACGACUAUACGUUCUGUGAAUAUAUAUAUAUACAUAUAUAUGAUUGUGGUCCGCUCGUUGUCCAAAAAAAAAAAAAAAAAUGUUGCUUAUAACGACAUUAUGUUUCUUGUAAAUAUUGUAUAAUCCGUGUAUAAAUAUGACUCUAUUAGUUAUGAACGUAUCAUUGUAGUUAAUUACGUUAAAAAUCAUUAUAUCUAUAUCACUUCAACAAUAAACCAUUAUUAUAACAAUGAA
Molecule: messenger RNA, 11936 nt
Organism: Leptopilina boulardi
Lineage: Eukaryota; Metazoa; Arthropoda; Insecta; Hymenoptera; Figitidae
Gene: salm
Product: homeotic protein spalt-major-like
Exons: 8
Coding region: 1195-6165 (1656 amino acids)
Biological process (GO): regulation of transcription by RNA polymerase II
Cellular component (GO): nucleus
Molecular function (GO): DNA-binding transcription factor activity, RNA polymerase II-specific; RNA polymerase II cis-regulatory region sequence-specific DNA binding
Source: RefSeq, a predicted model, not a curated record